Anopheles merus is the source of this 474-nucleotide messenger RNA. Its product is annotated as ubiquinol-cytochrome-c reductase complex assembly factor 2. Bases 163 to 474 code for a protein of 103 amino acids. The transcript is spliced from 2 exons. The record is from RefSeq and is a predicted model, not a curated record. Gene Ontology annotation, cellular component: mitochondrial matrix. NCBI's taxonomy places the organism in Eukaryota, Metazoa, Arthropoda, Insecta, Diptera, Culicidae. Gene Ontology annotation, biological process: mitochondrial respiratory chain complex III assembly.
UUGGCAGUUUUUCCCGUCCCAAAACACGGCGAUUUCAUCUCUGGCGUAAUCUUUCCUUGCUUGCGGAAAUUGUGCAUAGAUGUAGAGCGCAUCGAAUCAAAAUCAAAAGCUUACACCUUUUUCCCAUCAUCCCCUGCCCAAUCGCAGAGCGCCCACGGAACUAUGUCCCAGCACUACAAGAACUUCCUGAGCCUUUUGGAACGGUGGCCGGUCGACAAGAGUAAGGUGGGCCGCGACUUGGGACAGUAUCUGCGCGAUCAGCUGACGGCCGUGCUGGGCUCCUCGAACAUUGUCGCCGUCAAGGACGAUCGUCUUCAGCGGCAGUUCCACUCGCUGGAAAAUAUUGUCAACGACGUGCACGCGAACCGGUACCCGCGCACCCUUAAAUCGACCGCCACCGGGCUGACCGGUGAACAGUGCCGUGAAGUGUUGUCCACCGAGUUCCUAGAGAUUAUACAGAAGAAGAAAGAAUAG